CUGCGAGCUGGAGUGCUGUUUCACCAAGACAACGCACCGGCUCACAAAGUCGCAGUUGCGAUGGCUGCCAUCCAAGAAACGGGAUUCGAACUGCUCGAACACCCUCCUUAUUCGUCAGAUCUAGCUCCUAGUGAUUUCUACCUCUUUCCUCGGCUCAAGGAACGCCUCCGAGGCAAGAAAUUCGAAGACGAUAGCAAAGUAAUGGCCGCUGUUGAAGCGUUUUGGGAGAGUCAAGACAAAGAAUUUUUUUCAAAGGGAAUCCUGGGUUUGGAAAAAAGAUGGACUAAAUGUAUUGAUUUGUUAGGAGACUAUGUAGAAAAAUAA
Parnassius mnemosyne (clouded apollo) is the source of this 324-nucleotide messenger RNA. The record is from the annotation of a GenBank genome assembly. Lineage: Eukaryota; Metazoa; Arthropoda; Insecta; Lepidoptera; Papilionidae.